Molecule: messenger RNA, 525 nt
Organism: Lotus japonicus
Lineage: Eukaryota; Viridiplantae; Streptophyta; Magnoliopsida; Fabales; Fabaceae
Exons: 1
Coding region: 1-525 (174 amino acids)
Source: RefSeq, a predicted model, not a curated record
AUGUCAUGUAUGCUAAAUCAGCUUCUAGAAGGGGAUGCACCAUGUGGUGUGGAACUGGCACCAGGGCUCCGAUUAAAUCAUUUACAGUUUGAUGAUGAUUCUUUAUUUUUUUCACAUUGUGAUUCAAAUCAGUAUCAGAGACUGUCAAUGGGAGUGGAAGCCUUCCUAUUUGUUUCAGGCCUAAAGGUUAAUUUUAGCAAAUCCGCAGUAUAUGGUGUAAAUGCUCCUCAAUCAGUAGUACAAGAUGCAGCAAAUUGGUGGAAUUUCAAGGUGGGCUCGCUGCCUUUUAUUUAUCUUGGGUCUCCCCUUGGCGGUAACCCAAGAUGGUUGUCUUUCUGGAAUCCAGUUUUGGAUACACUGGCAGCGAAAUUGGGGUCAUGGAGUUCCCACUUUCUGUCCUUAAGCGGGCGAUUAGUUCUGAUUAAGUCGGUCCUGAAUGUUGUUCCGUUGUACUAUAUGGCUCUUUAUAGAGCCCCGAAGGGGAUAAUCACUCGCAUGGAAAAGAUCAUGCGUCGCUUCUUGUGA